AUGACUUCAGCUCAGCAGCUGCUCCAGUCUCAGAGAGACUUACUGCUGAAGUGGACUUGUGACCAUCCGGCACCGUUGCUGCGUUGGCUGCGUGAUGAAGAGGUGCUUUCCUCUGCCUGCUACCUAUCUCUGCUGGAGAGGACGCCUUCCAACGCCGUGGUCCAGGUCCUGGAGACGGUGUGCGCCACUGAGAAGAGCAGUCAACAGUUCCUGCUGGUGCUGAAGGACGUGCAGGAUUAUUACUGCAGAGAUCUGCAGCUCUGGGUUGAGAGACACUGCAGGAACGGUGCCAUCAGUGAGCCAGUUCCUGCACCUGUUAAAGAAAAGCAGACGAAAGGCCCCAUUGCUAAAUUGUUUAAAGGAAAGAGCAAAGGAUUCUCCAUCAGUCCUGAGGUUAAAGCUAAAGAAGAAGUAAAACCCGGCAGGAAUCGAGUGUUGGCGAACAUUAAAGUUCCAAUUUCUGCCCAUAAAACAACCCUGCUGAAACGCACCGAGCAGCUACGAUGUUACUCAGAGGGCAACAGAGUGGCUUCAAACUCAGCUUCUCACAUCGAAAUCCGCUACACUGACCUCUUCGUGACAGAAGAUAAUGACUUAGUCGACAGCAGCCAACACGAAUACUUUGACUUGUCGAGGAGACGAGCUCGCAUCUAUGACCACCAGAGCUGCCAGCGCAUCCGGCCUUGUCAUCUGUUUAGCCCCCAGGGACCGUCGGAGCGGCCCCCAAAAAGGGUUAAAGUCAAGGGUAUUGCUGGUAUUGGAAAAAGUGUAGCAGUACAGAGGCUGGUCUAUGAGUGGGCAAUUGGGAAGAAUAUGCGUGAAUUCACCUGCAUUUUUGACCUGCGCUUCCGGGAGCUCAAUCUGAUUAAAGCCCCGCUGAGUUUAUUGGAGCUGCUUGGAGAACGGUUCCGGUACCUGAAGGAAGCUCUGCCUGAUCUUUUCACCUCACCAAGCUCUUUGCUCUUCAUCUUGGAUGGUUUAGAUGAGUUUAAAUUCCCCUUGGACUGGAACAGUCCAGACAACAACAUUGAUUUGAGCACAAAGGUGCCAGUUUCAGAGCUAAUGGCGGCUUUGAUCAAGGGAAGUCUUCUUCCGGAGGCAUCAGUCAUCGUCACGACAAGGCCGUCUACUUUCGCACCCAAACGUUUCUUCCAGAGAUGUUGUGUAGUUCUAGGCUUUGAGGAAGACCAGGUGAAAGAAUAUACGACAAAGUUCUACAAAGAGAGCAAAGUUGCAGCAAAAGUCUAUGAUUACAUCUUGAACAACGACAACCUUUUUGUGCUGUCCUUCAUCCCUCUUUACUGCUACAUCAUCUGUACUGCUAUGGCUGAGUUCUUUUGUUCAGGGACUGCAGAUGUUGGUGACUCAAAGUCUCUGGAGUUAAACCCACCCAGAACAGUCAGUGAGGUUUAUUUCUGCUACUUGUUUACAGCAGUCAAGCACCAUGCACUGAAGGGGAGCGCAGAUAGAAGCACACCUAGAUCUGAGGUUCUCUCUUUAGCCAAGCAACAACUGACAAACCUGGGAAAACUGGCUUAUGAAAGUCUUCUUCAGAGGAAGAUAAUGUUUGUCAGAGCGGAUCUGGAGAACUACGGUGUUACACCUGUUGAUGUUCAGAGCACCUUUCUCUGUCACAUCCUCCAGCCUCUCAAAGAGGAGACAGUGGAGAUGUUUUCAUUCUUUCACUUGACAGUUCAAGAACAUCUGGCUGCCCUCUACUGUGCCAUCAACCUCUCCAGCCAGGAUGAAGUAAUCCAAGCUCUUGAUUUCUGGUGCUUUGGGAGACAUCCGGUAUCCUCCGUUGCUGCACCUCUGCAAAACAUUGAUCUCAACAUUGACAAACUGGAGAGCCUCCAAAUGUUCACACGCUUCUUCAUGGGAAUGCUUCGAGCACGGCUGGCAGGAGAUUUAGAUGGCCUUGUUCAUUCCCAGUUGCAGCAAGGGGACGGCCUCCCCACUAGGCUGGGUUUGUGGGUCCAAGAUCAGUUUAAAGGCAGAAAGCUGGAAAACCUUACAGCUCUGAAUCUUCUCCACUGCCUCAUGGAGUUCCACAUGAAGGAAACUACCAGCAUCGCAGCACCAGAAAUCAAGACACUUCACCUGUUUAAAAUGAAGCUCAGUGUUGUAGACUGCGCAGCGAUGCACUACGUGCUGCAGUUUUCUCCACACAACCUGCAAGAGCUCAACUUGGGCUACUCCAACAUUGGAAACAGAGGACUCGACAGACUGGGGCCGAUCCUACAUCGCUGUGAAACUCUCUAUAUGUGUGGCAAUAACCUGGGUCCAGAGGGGGUUUUGGAGCUGUGGAACGCUCUGGAGCACAACAACACUGUGGAAGAACUUUAUCUGGACAUCACCGGCAUCACAGAGAGAGGAACAGAAAACAUUGUCAACUGCCUCAGCAAAAACACCUCCCUCAAGACACUGACCAUCGUUGGGAAUGACAUUGGAGAGACGGGGAGGAGGAGGCUGAGGGAGCUGGAACAACGUAGGCCAGGACUCAGGAUUAUUGCAAACUUUGUGGAUGACCUCGGGUUACUUCAGGCCUACCUGGACUGGGUGGAGGAGAUCCAGGCCGACAGAGACCAGAUGGACUCGGUGAAGAAUGCGGACGCCCUGCAGUCUGUGCUGAAGGGACUCCGGGUGGCGGGAGGAAAGGUGGAGAAAAGAGAGAACGCAGAGAAAGCUGAGGAGCUGCAGGCAAAGAUCACGGAGCUGCUGAGGUCUCCUACAGACCUGAUGGGAGGAGGGCGACAGUAA
Messenger RNA from Stegastes partitus (bicolor damselfish), 2760 nucleotides. The record is from RefSeq and is a predicted model, not a curated record. NCBI's taxonomy places the organism in Eukaryota, Metazoa, Chordata, Actinopteri, Pomacentridae.